Molecule: messenger RNA, 841 nt
Organism: Fimicolochytrium jonesii
Lineage: Eukaryota; Fungi; Chytridiomycota; Chytridiomycetes; Spizellomycetales; Powellomycetaceae
Product: inosine triphosphate pyrophosphatase
Exons: 1
Coding region: 155-721 (188 amino acids)
Biological process (GO): nucleoside triphosphate catabolic process
Cellular component (GO): cytoplasm
Molecular function (GO): nucleoside triphosphate diphosphatase activity
Source: RefSeq, a predicted model, not a curated record
UCUUGCCCACCGUUUGCUCUCCCCAAUCCUGCCCCCAAUCCUUCCAACCCACAAUUGCCCUCCCUGACAACUACACUCCUGCCCCCUCUCAACCCCUCAGAUAACCACCGUCCAAACCAAACCCGCUCACAGUUCACACCGACGCCAAAACACCAUGUCCGCCCAAGAACCCCUAGUCUUCGUAACCGGCAACGCCAACAAACUGCGCGAAGUGCAAGCGAUUCUCUCCCCCACCGGCCUCGCCGUCACCAAUCACAAGCUCGACCUCCCCGAACUCCAAGGCACAACGCAAACCGUCUCUCGCGAAAAAGCCCGGCAUGCCUGCGCGGUGCUCAACAAACCCGUGCUCACCGAAGACACCUCCCUCUGCUUCAAAGCCCUCAACGACCUGCCCGGGCCCUACAUCAAGUGGUUCAUGGAGGGUGUAGGCCACGACGGGCUGAACAGGAUGCUGGCGGGGUUUGAGGAUAAAUCAGCGGAUGCGGUGUGCACAUUUGCAUACUGUGAGCCUGGGCAGGAGCCGGUGAUUUUUGAGGGGAGGACGAGGGGGAGGAUCGUGCCGGCGAGGGGGCCGACGGAUUUUGGGUGGGAUGCGGUGUUUCAGCCGGAUGGGUUUGAGGAGACUUAUGCGGAGUUGAGGAAGGAGGUUAAGAAUACUAUUAGCCAUCGCUAUAGGGCGUUGCAGAAGGUGGUGGAGUUUUUGCAGAGUCGGAGGGCGUAGGUGGGCGGUUGAGAAGGUAGAUGGGACAGCGACCGGAUUAUAGACUGCCAUGGCGGUGUACAUAGCAAUCAAGAACUAUCUAUAUCUACAUCAGACAUCAGCAUCAGCAUCAGCAUCAGC